UUAGAGAUUAGAUAAUUAUGACUUUAAUUUUCCUGCUAAUUUUUUCACUGCAUAUAUAAAAAGACACGUGUAAUUUUUCAUUAGUUGAAUGAAUACAAGAAGAUUUCCCUUCCUUCUUUACACAGUUGGUAAUGAGACUAAGUUACUAACACAACUUGGAAACUGUAACGUCUUUGAAAUCCUGAGAUCUUAGCUGCAGAAAUUUGAAAAUCGGGUUUACUUUCAGGCCACAGGCUCACAAUUAUGACGAAUUAUGACAGGGUUGGGCUUAUACUACAUGUUUUUCCUUAGUUUGCCAAUCAAGCCAUAUGGUGUUGUGUAGUGCCAACUAUACUCUUGGAGAAACACAUAUUUUCAGCGUACUAACGGCUUCAGCCUGUUCAAUUUUAUUAAAGCAUGAGAAUAGGAGAGCCUACAAACUGUUCUGUGAAAUGCCUCAAAGGGCGAAAUAUAUUGAAUAAUAGCAGUUACCUCACACACCUCUGCCUUUGGCAUUUACAUGUAUAUACACACAGAAUCAUAACAAACUUUCCUUCUAGACUAGUGACACGUGUAUUGAUGUAGUACAUUUCUGUUACAAGAAUAUUCCAUUCUUCUUCUCUGAUGCAUGCAUUUGCUGAGUGCUCCUGAGGCUUUUGCCGUGUGCCAUGUCCUUCAUUGCAGAAUAUUUGGCGCCUCUGCUCUGGUGUGUUUGCUGAGUGCUUCUGAAGCUUUUGCCGUUGGCUUGGUAAACUGGUUAUUUGUAUAUGAGAGUAACAGAUAUGGAAGCGGGUGAGAUUGAUGGUUCACUGGUAGCCAAAGAGCCCCAAAAUGGACAGCACGGUAGAUUCUCUGAACAAUGCAUAUCAGGAAUUUGUGGUUGCAGCAGCUAAUGUGCUUGAAGCCGAGGAGAUUUAUGGUGCCCAGAAAACAGCAGCCACAGAUGCUGCUCUAGAAAAUUUUAAGCAGAGGUGGGAUUUGUUCAGAGUUGCUUGUGACCAAGCGGACGAGUUCAUGGAGUCUGUGAAGCAAAGGAUUGGAUCAGAGUGCCUUGUGGAUGAAGCAACUAGCUCACUGGCUGGGAAGCCAGGGCAGUCUGCCAGUACUGGUCUCCCACGCAUUAGUGCAGUACAGUUGGAACAGAUGAGUAAGGUUGUUCGAUGGCUUGUGAUUGAACUACAACAUGGUUCUAGAACUGGUGCUUCCCAUUCCCACCCUUCAGCUCCUUUUGAUGCUAGGUUCUCUGAAGAUGCAGCUCAAUAGAGUGCUGGAGAUCUAAAAUAUCAAAGCACGUGGGGGAAAGGAUCACCUAGUGAUUUUCUUUCUGGGUGAUAUGUGAUACCAAGGCUGAGAAUACAAGGAUGCAGGUCUAUUAAUAAUUACAGUACUUGCCAACAAUUUUAUUAGAGAGCUGCAAACUGUGGGCAAGAUAAAUAGAAGUCUUCACGAGGAAAUGACAAGUUCGCGCAUGCUUUGGAUUCUUUCUUUUCCUUGUACUUCUCAACCUGCCUUAUGCUUUGCUGUAUAACAUUACAUUUACAUCUCCAAUUUGAGGUCAUGCUAGAGUAAAUAAUGUCUUAUUGGUUCUUGGAAUUAUGUGAAUAUAUAAGCAGUAAUAAUAAGUUUGUCUAUUGAAUUUC
This is a messenger RNA of Juglans microcarpa x Juglans regia, 1619 nucleotides long. Its product is annotated as mediator of RNA polymerase II transcription subunit 32-like. Bases 811 to 1242 code for a protein of 143 amino acids. The transcript is spliced from 4 exons. The record is from RefSeq and is a predicted model, not a curated record. NCBI's taxonomy places the organism in Eukaryota, Viridiplantae, Streptophyta, Magnoliopsida, Fagales, Juglandaceae. Gene Ontology annotation, cellular component: mediator complex. Gene Ontology annotation, biological process: leaf senescence; cold acclimation; root development.